Procambarus clarkii (red swamp crayfish) is the source of this 3466-nucleotide messenger RNA. Its product is annotated as DNA polymerase iota. The record is from RefSeq and is a predicted model, not a curated record. Lineage: Eukaryota; Metazoa; Arthropoda; Malacostraca; Decapoda; Cambaridae. Gene Ontology annotation, biological process: translesion synthesis. Gene Ontology annotation, molecular function: damaged DNA binding; DNA-directed DNA polymerase activity.
CCACUACCAAAUACUAGCGGCAGAACAUCAAGACAAAAAUGGAUACAUUAGACGACGAGAUUAACGAUGAAUAUGGUGAUCAGGAGUUGUGGCCUAUUCUUCCAGAGCAUCACCGAAGAACAAUCCUGCAUAUAGAUGUUGAUUGUUUUUAUGCCCAGGUAGAGAUGGUUCGUAACCCCAGUUUAAGAGACAAGCCUCUUGGGAUUAAGCAGAAAAACCUAAUGGUUACUUGUAACUAUGUAGCCCGGUCUCUUGGGGUGAAGAAGUCUAUGUGGGUCAAGGAUGCGUUAGAAUUUUUGCCCAGUUUGAUCUUGAUUGAUGGUUCCGAUCUUACUCCCUACCGUAAGUUUUCUUCGGAUAUCUCUGCAAUUGCCCAGACAUUCUCACCUCAUGUAGAAAGACUUGGUCUCGAUGAAAAUUUUAUUGAUGUAACAGAUAUUGUGCAAAAUUACUCGUGUGCUGAAAAGGAUGAAAUUGAAGGCCAUGUGUAUGGUGACAAAGAGCCAAAUCAAGUUUUCUUUCAAAGCCGAUGCGGGUGUGGAUGUCAGGAAAGAUUAAUUUCUGGUACUUAUAUAGCGAAAGAGUUGCGACAGCAGAUAUUUGCAACAACAGGCAUCACUUGUUGCGCCGGGAUAGCCCAUAACAAAUUACUUGCCAAACUUAUUUCUGGCUACCACAAGCCCAACCAACAGACUGUGUUAUUUCCUUGGCAAGUUCAGGAUUUUAUGAAUUCUUUGCAUUUAGCUAAGAGCAUACCAGGUAUUGGAUAUGCUACUAGCAGAGUACUCGAGGAACUGGGGAUAUCAUCUGUACAGCAACUUCAGAACUCAACAUUUGAAGUGUUAACAUCCAAAUUUGAUUAUGAAACAAGCAAAAGAUUUAAAGAUUUAAGUUUCGGAUUAGAUGCAACAAUUGUGAAAAAGAGUGGGCGACCACAGAGCAUUGGAAUUGAAGAUGCCGUUCGAAAAGUAACUUCUGUUGGAGAAGUCAGAGAUAAAUAUUACACCUUAUUGGAAAGGCUCCUUAAACUUCUUGCAGAUGAUGGCCGUGUUCCAGCUUCAAUUAGAGUUUUGGUUCGUAAAUUUGAUGCUGCUAAAAGGUUUGGACACAGAGAAACAAAACAAGCCCCAAUUUCAUCAUCUCUGUUUUCAACGGGUGUUAUAAAUGUAAGUGACAAUAUCAAAUCAAUCUUAAUGAAUAUAAUCAUGGGACUGUUUCAUAAAAUGGUUAAUACAAGUAAGGAAUUUCAUCUUACCCUUGUUGGGGUUGGAUUCAACAAAUUUAUUGAACGGGCACAAGAUACCCAAACAAUUGGUAGUUUUUUCUCAAAGCGCUCUCGAGAGCAAAAUGCAGCGCAAGGCAAAGAUGAUGAUACUGAUAUGAAACGUAUCAAACUGUGUCAACCAUGUACCUCUGAACAAAUGGUAGAUAUGGAAACUAUUCAAAUGAAAUCAAGUGAAAAGAUUGGUUCUAUUGAAAAUUAUAACGAUUCAUUUGAAAAUAGAUCUUCAUUUGAAACCUGUAAAAAUUCGACAGAACUGAUGGCAGAUAAGGGUAAUCAAAGUGUUUAUGUUGGAAGUAUGAGAAAAGACUUGACAUCAAAGAAUUGUAAUAAUCCCGAAUUGCCAGUCAGUGAUGACGAAGCAGACUCUGUGACACUGAAAAAGCAUGCACCUCUAGUACUACCCAGUGGCAUUGAUAAAGAAGUUUUUAGUUCUCUCCCUGCUGACCUACAAGUUGAAAUCCUUCUGGCUUACAAGAGUAACCAAAAUACUAAUGCACAAACAGAAAAAGUGGUGACAUCCAAACAGAUCAUUCCCAAGAAAAAUGGUUUGGUUAAAAACAAAAAAAUAGACAAUUAUUUUAAAGCUCAGGUUGAUGCAGAAGUGGUUAGAGCAAGUGCUAACUGUGACAAGACAAGAGCUGGUGAUUCUGUGGAGGUGCCUUGUGGUGCUUCUGAAACCCUUGAAGGCAGCAAGCCCUCCUGUAGCUAUACUGUUAGGGACUCUCCUCAAACUAAACCAUCCAGUACAAAAAACGUCUGUGAUCCAAGUGUUACAGAAGCCUCAUCUCGUAUGGCUCGUGUACUCUCUGAUGAUAUAGAUCCAACUGUUUUCAAUGCUCUCCCAACUUAUAUACAGCAGGAAAUUAUUCAGGAACAAGAACUUUUAAAGCAAAUGCCACAUUCAUCACAACUUAAAAGAGCAUUAAUAUGUAAUAACAAAAAAACAAACGAAUCAGUUUCAAUUUUGAAAUAUCUUAAAAAGAAAUUAUAAUAUAAAAUUUGCCAAUAAAUUUAACAACUAUUUUGUAUAUGCUAUCCUUCAAAAUAUAAAUUUAUUGUUAAAUAUUUAAAAUUGAAGCUUGUAUUUUGAUAUCAAAUUGAUUAUUACUCUUGAUGUAUAAAUUGUAAUUACCCAGACCUUUACAGUACUGUAUAUAAAAAAUAUAUAUAUUGCCUUGUACACAGUCUAUCUACUUUCCCAAAGCCAUCAAUGAUUCUGACCUGCAAGACACCCAAAUAUAUAUACUGUACUUAUUUACCCAUGAACUCUGUAUCGUAUUGUAUAUACUUGCCAGCUAUGCUAAUAUGACCUAUCCCAUUUCCUUGUUUUCAGUGCACUUUUGCUUCCCUUCUGUAGUGGGACAAAUGAUCAUAAUUCUUUUCUGCUACACACAUUUUGUGCAUUAAUUAAACUACUGACUGACAAUCACAGGUUUCUUAACAGUAUUUUUGCUUUAAUUAUAUUUAAGGUUUGCAUAUCUUUUCCUUUCUGAUGCAAUAUUUUAGACACCCAACCCACAAUACUGAAAUUAUAGAAUGGAUGAUGUUUUGGUCCAUCCUGGACCAUUACCAAGUCAUGUAAUACAGUAAUCCAGGAUGGAUCAAAAUGUUGGCAGUUUAUUUUGUUUUCAGGUUUGUGAGUUUGGGGUCUUAAUUUUCAGCUACGUUAUUGUGACUCAGUGUCUGCAUACAAUAUUUUAAUUUACACAACCAUUCCUGCUUGCUAUACUUGUUAAAUCUUUGUAAACAAUAGUGUCUGUGUUUUGCCAUGUCAUUUUCCACAUAUUUUUUGCAGAUUAUUUUUGUUAUUUUUUCAUAAUUUUCAGUAGUAGCCAACUUGUCUCAUCAAUCACACAUGACAUUAAUUAAAACCUUUCCUGCAUGGGUUUUUCUUCUCUUACAUUUACCUCUUUUCCUAUAUGAAUUUACCUAUUUCUUACAUGAAAAUAAAUACUGUAUAUAAUAACAGCAUGUAAUAACAAUACGCAUUAAUAUGUAAUAACAAAAAAAGAGUUAGUUUCAAUUUUGAAAUAGGAAUUUUUAUAUAAACUUUUUAUAAUUUUUUAUAUAAAAAUUAAUUUAUAUGCUACUUUUUAUAUAAGGUUCAUAUAAACCUUCCAUUUUAUAUACAGUGCCGGACUACAUUAAUUUUAAGAUGUUAAAGUAUUCAUUCAUCCUAAA